GCAUCACCAGGUAGGUGCGGACUCUCCACAUCCAAACGCCGACCAGCCGACGCAUCGUUUCAAUGACAUAAACGAAGUGAUGAUCAGGGCUUAUGGCGUCCGAAGUGCAGAUGCUCUCUACCUUCCUAUAUUACUCUGCCCCUAGUACUUACUCCCACUCAAAUCCUCAGCAAGACUUUCAACAUGAAUCCAGAAGUCUGCUGCACCUGCGCGUCCUUGCUGUCAACUAUCCCGCCAAGUUAUGAUGAGAAGACGGAGAAGCCCGCUCAGUUCGAACGGCGAUUACAGUGCUGCACGCGUAUCAUUUGCGUGCGAUGCAUAACGGAUAACCCAAGAUUCGCAUCGUACUGUCCUUUCUGUCAAGUUACUACCGGUCCAUCUAUUCUCCCACAAGGCCUGCGCGAUCCACCUGCCUACUCGCCACCAUCACUCCCCAACCCAAGAUAUGAUUCUGAAGAACAGCCACCUCCGUAUUCGGAAGGGGAGAAUGUCAUGGAUGUAUCUGGAAAGAAGGUCUGGAAGGGCGAUAGUCCUGCAGAUGAUGUGUUACAUUUUGUAGACCACGAUAGAGAUACCAUAGCGUCGUUAUCGCUCAGAUAUGGAGUCCCAGCUGAGGCUCUGAGGAGGAAGAACAGCGUUUUCACUGAUCAUCUACUACCAGCCCGAAGAGCUGUCCUCAUACCUGGUGAAUUCUACAAAGGUGGGGUGAGCCUGAGUCCGCGCCCCAUUCAUGGCGAAGAAGAGGAACUACGAAAGAGCAAAGUUCGGAAAUGGAUGGUUGCCUGUAAGGUCGCCGAAUACGAUGUCGCUCUUCUGUAUCUACAACAGGCUGAAUAUGAUCUCGAAAUUGCAAUCGACGCAUAUAAGGCAGACGAAAGAUGGGAAAGAGAGCACCCUCUCCAGGUAGCCAAGAGAAGAAAAGGUAAAGAGUCCUUGAAGGAGAAGAGAUGGAUUUCAACCGGGGGCCUGGCGAAUCAGUUGUGCUAAAGGUGACCUGCAAGAUUAUCGUAUAAUGGUAUGGGCCACUACACAUACGCUCAGGUGGUCUUUCAUUUUGUAUGCCAGAGUUUGAGGACUGCAUCAAGAGUACCAAGUUUUCACGAGCGCCAAUAUCCUUCUGCUACUUGCACCGAUCGUAGAACGAAGAUGUUCUCCGUGUAGCCAUGGCGACGCUCGCCAGGGAUGACCGCUGUGAUGCAUAAGCGAAGGUCAUCAGAAGAAG
Pseudovirgaria hyperparasitica is the source of this 1222-nucleotide messenger RNA. RefSeq lists its product as uncharacterized. NCBI's taxonomy places the organism in Eukaryota, Fungi, Ascomycota, Dothideomycetes, Acrospermales, Acrospermaceae. The record is from RefSeq and is a predicted model, not a curated record. Bases 184 to 987 code for a protein of 267 amino acids. The transcript has a single exon.